AUGAAAGAAACACUUAUGAGACUGGAGAACGAAAUGAAAGAGAUGAAGGAAAAGCUGGGUUCCCUGAUAGCUUCAAAAGAAGAGAGCACGGAUCUAGGAAUUUUCGAUCCAAGUGAAUUAAUCAACAGAAUUCGCCAACUAUACAAGAGUCGCGAGGGACGGCUUUCACCGUUUCCAUGGUGUGAAGAGUUUCAGUUUUUUCUUGGCAACAUUUUUACAAGGCUUAAAGUGGUCAGAAGAAACAAAACGGGAAGAAAAGUCAAAGACAUGUUUGUUGACAUGUCGUCAAUACUGGACCCGUAUGAAGGGUGUUCAGCGCCCAGAACUGCGUUGAUUGAAGGGGAACCUGGUAUGGGAAAAACCACGUACUGCAAAAAGUACGUCUACGACUGGGCCACGAAAGAGGAAGAACCUCAGGGCUGUGGCGCAACAGCAUUCAAAGCAGUGCUAUUACUAAAUUGUCGAGACAUACAUUCUAAAAUUUGGGAAGCCAUUGAGGAUCAGCUUCUGCCCCGAGAUAUCGAUGAAAAAGUCAAGCAAAAUUUUUUUCAGUUUAUUCGCGAAAAUCAGUCCAGCAUUUUAUUGAUACUGGAUGGAUUGGAUGAGUUGCCUUCCAGCAAAUUGCCAACUUUUUCGGAAUGGAUUGAAGGAAGGAUACUCCCCGGAUGCCACAUAGUUGCAACAGCAAGACACGAAGCUGGAAAAGAGGUGAGAAAAUGCUGUGACGCGCUCCUCGAAAUCGUAGGAUUCGCUGCAGAAGAUGUUGACAAAUAUGUCAUCAAAUACUUCAAAGAUAGUCCAAAUUUAGCUACAAAGCUCUUGGAACGGAUCAGGCGCGAUAAAAACUUGAAAGAAAUGGCAGUCAAUCCUCUGAAUACGACACUUCUUUGCCUUUUAUGCGAAGAGUUUGAUGGCACAUUCCCUGAAAACAGAGCUCAACUAUACUUGGAUAUGGUUGAAUGUGUCUUGAGAAGAUAUCGAAAAAAGAAAGGACAAACAACGAAUGUAGACCUAAAAAAACUUUACCAACCGCAAUUGAAUCACCUUGGGCUGGUAGCUUUGAAUGGUUUAUUUAAUGACAAAUUGGAUUUUGAUAAAAGAGAAUUAGGAAACCUUGCAAAAGACUUGACUGAAUUUGGAUUUCUAUCAGGGCAGCCUGGUGGCAGCAGAUUGAGACAGAAUAUACAUUAUGCUUUCCUACAUAAAAGUUUUCAAGAAUUCUUUGCAGCAUUCUUCAUUUGUUCUAAGAUUCAUGGGAAGGAAAUCACUGCUGAAGAACUAGUUUCCGAUGAAAGGUGUUUCAGUGAACUUUGUCCAGUACUUUUGUUUACAUGCGGAAUUUUAUCCACGCAAUGCAGUGAAGAAGUUGUGCCUCUUAUAAACAGUCUAGCAAACCAAGUCAGCGAAAAUGAAGGCAUAGGUACAAAUGUUGUACUAGCGGCCAUCAACGAGUGUAAAGGAGAACAAUGUUUUCCCUUACAGUUGGCAAAGUGGUUUGGAUCUGGUUUGAAUCUUACCGAACUGGAUUUGUCUCGGAGUUUAAUAGGCGAUACCUGUGCUACAUUAAUUGCUGAGGCAAUCAAAGGCAACAAGACUCUGACCAAUUUGAAUUUGUCUGGCAAUAGAAUAACUAAUGCCGAUCCUACAUCUAUUGCUGAGGCAAUCAAAGUCAUCAACACUCUGACUAAUUUGGAUUUGUCUGACAAUCUUAUCACUGAUAGCGGAGCUACAUCUAUUGCUGAGAGUCUUACCUAUUUGAAUUUUUCUGGCUGUCGUAUCACUGAUGCUGGUGCUGCAUCUCUUUUUGAGGCAGUAAAAGUCAACAAGACUAUGAUGGAGUUGAGUUUGCCCUAA
Stylophora pistillata is the source of this 1854-nucleotide messenger RNA. RefSeq lists its product as uncharacterized. The record is from RefSeq and is a predicted model, not a curated record. Lineage: Eukaryota; Metazoa; Cnidaria; Anthozoa; Scleractinia; Pocilloporidae.